Messenger RNA from Aphanomyces astaci, 1133 nucleotides. RefSeq lists its product as hypothetical. The transcript is spliced from 7 exons. The coding region runs from base 1 to 1107 and encodes 368 amino acids. NCBI's taxonomy places the organism in Eukaryota, Oomycota, Saprolegniomycetes, Saprolegniales, Verrucalvaceae. The record is from RefSeq and is a predicted model, not a curated record.
AUGGAACUUCCGCGGAAGUUUGCAUUGUCCGAUGAAACCGCGACGUUUCAUGUGCAAUCCAGGCCGCCGUCGCAGCGCAAUUCAAUGUACGCGUCCAAGAUAGACCCGGCGCUGGAAUUCCCCUUUGACCCGCUGCGUGAGUACCACAAAGACAGUUCGUCGACGAUUCCAUGGCGUGAAUACCCCUACAAACAAAAAACGAUCGACCGAGUUGUGCAUGGCGUCCCUGGUUGCACCGUGCUUCAAGCAGCUGGGGCGUUGCUGGUGGGCUAUGGCGUCGAAGCCAAAGCCAUUUCCAUGUUCAACUUAUGUUUGUCGUCGGACCAGUGGGGCCAAUUCGAACGCCGCUUCCACGACGAGCGGGCAGCAUUCGCCGCGGCAAAGGCCGCGUACAUUCACGAGAGCUCGUCAAAGCUGCGGUCGCAGUUCAAAGCCGAUGCGGUUCGAUCAGCCCUCGAAGCCGAGGUGCGCGCCGUGGCGGCCCAGAAUGCCACCAUCAAAGUCAUUCGAUACGACAACGGCGACAAGUACGAGGGCCAAGUAUUUGAUCGAGACCGCGUCUGGAUUCCACACGGAGAGGGGACGCUAUUCGUGCAAGAUACGUCGCAACAAGACCCCCUAUUACCCCCAGUUCUCUUCGUGCGUUAUCGAGGCAUGUGGAUGCAGGGGUUGAUGCACGGACGUGGGCGAUACCAUUGGGACGACGGCAGUUCGUGGGAUGGCCCCUUCCUCUGCAAUGAAAUGCAAGGCGGGGGGGUUUAUCGCAGCGAGCCCGAAGCCGAUCCGGACGACACCGACCUCGACUGGACGCCGACGCCGACGACCGUACGAUACUACUACGGCGGCUCGCACAUCUGCUGGGGCACCGAAUUGGCCACGCAUUCCCGGAUUCGAAUCUUCCACGACAUGGGAGCGACAACGACCGGCCGCCAAACCAACGUCGCCGUGCUGCACGCCCCGUACAUCGAUGGAUGCGUCGCCGACUACGACGCGGCAACCGAUCGGCACCUCGUGGUGAUUCACGAGCGGCCAGACCAGUGGAUGUGUUUGUCUGGCAUGCACUUCAAGCUACUGUCGGCGGCCCCACUAGGACGGCAUAUUCGUUAAUGCAAACGUCGCUGGUUCAUGUGUGC